Molecule: messenger RNA, 1061 nt
Organism: Halichondria panicea
Lineage: Eukaryota; Metazoa; Porifera; Demospongiae; Suberitida; Halichondriidae
Exons: 6
Coding region: 151-987 (278 amino acids)
Source: RefSeq, a predicted model, not a curated record
UCUCAUAGCAACUUGGCAGGAUGCCAAUGCCAAAACAUAAGUGUGUCUAGUCUAGUCCAAUCCAAACUGAAUUAAUUCCUCCAGCUACGUACCUAGUCUCAGAUUUCUAGAAGCUCACAGCUACUCAAUUCUACCUAGCCGGCCAGGGAGAUGUCGUCUGUGAGGUCAAGGAUUGAAGCCAUUGAGGCAUUGGCCAAGAAUCAGCAGCCAGAAGCUGACAACCAGAAUGAGUCCACCACCACCAAGAAACGAUUCCAUUAUCCUGGUCCAAAUCGUCGCACUAGCAGUGAUCACUCUCAGUCCAACAACUUCAGCACAAUCAAGCCAGCCAGGACACAAGGCCUAACAGAUUUUGAGUCAGACCUUCAAGAGGUUUGGAGUGUGCGUAAAAACAUCCACCAUCAAGGAGGGAAGGCACCAACAGCAUCUCAUGCACCUCCUACCUCCUCCUCUGUGCAGACUGCCGGCCAUUACUCACGUCAUGGAGCCAUUGCAGCCCAGCAGUCUCCAGUACUACCAAAGAGCAACAAAGACUUUGUCGCUAAAUCACAUGCAACACACACAAAUGGCUACACUACUCAAAAAGAUGAUGAAUUCUCCUUCGAGACAAAAAGGGCACCCCUACAAGAGCAACAAUCACCCUGGAAUGUAAAGAAGAGCAAUUACUCUUACAACAGUUCAGAGGCUCCCAGCAAGCGACCGUUUGGCUCCCCCGGACUAGUCAAUGGAGUCACCUCUCCCCCCACUGCCAAGAGAAAGCCAAACAUCGGGGAGGCUCAAGGAGUCAGACCCACUAAAGCCAACGACCUCAUGUUCCCUUCGAGACGAAAGCAUGACGAGAAGAUGAACUAUGCGAAGAGAAUGGCCAAUAGCUAUCUCAAAUCAGUGGGCAUUGGAGAGUACACGCCUCCAAACCCGGGAGCAAGCCGGCAACCAUCAGAUUCUCAAAAAUACUCUUCUUUAAAAUGGAAAGACUCUGACUUUUGAGCUUUUGUCGCCAGAAUUUUUGUCUGUUUUUGUUUAAUCAGAGAUUUUUCGCAGUAUAAUUAUAACAAUGUCAA